GGCAUGUGAAAGUUCAAUGACGAAGACCCUGGGACGAGCAAGCGUUCGUCAGAUCUCUUGCCAACGCAACCUCCCCGCUUCCAACACCGCGCCUACAGUCGACAACCGUCACCAAACCCCCCUUCCACGACAAGCGAACCUCAACAUAUACGACACGAACCCCUUCUCUCCACUCAUCCUCAACGUGCGCACCAUCUUUUAUUUCCGCUUUCGAGGCUGCUGCUCGCUAUUCGCGGCCCAUUUGCUCACGCACUCGGAGAGCAGCGGACCGCAUCAGUCUUCCGCAUGGAGCAGAGCUCGCGCGUCGAACACCCCCCACGGGAACUGAAGUACAUACAAUAUGAGCAUCGUCUCGAGACUCAAUAUCUACCGGCAAUCCGCGCCUUGAUCUCCAAGGACCUCAGCGAGCCCUACAGCAUCUAUGUCUACCGCUACUUUCUCUACCAAUGGGGCCAUCUGUGUUACCUUGCCAUCGACCCUGAAGACUCCUCCCUAGUUGGCGUCAUAAUCUGCAAGCUCGAAGCCCAUGCCUCCCAUUCGCCCCCCACCUUGCGGGGAUAUAUCGCUAUGCUUGCCGUGUCAUCUGCCUACCGCGGACAUGGCGUGGCAACGACACUGGUCAAGAUGGCCAUCGACUCUAUGAAGAGCCGCAAUGCCGACGAGGUGGUUCUUGAGACAGAAGAGACAAAUAUUCCCGCAAUGAGGCUAUAUGAGCGGUUGGGCUUCCUGAGAUCCAAGAAACUCCAUCGCUAUUACCUAAACGGCAAUAGCGCAUACAGGCUGGUCCUUUUGUUGAGGCCAGUUGAUCUGGACUCGGCGGCUGAUCUGGCGUUGGACGAUGCUGAAAUUUAUCGAUGAUGGAUGUCUGGGCGCCCACCAAAACAGUUACGGAACAUGUGGUAGCCGUGAUAGGGACAUGCAAACGGUGUUCGGGAAGAUAUGGCGCUCAACGAGUAGAAUAUUCAGAAGCUCUUGCGCAUCAAACGCCGACGGUCAAGAUGAUGGGACGGUUCAUAUUCACCUGAAAGUUGUGGCUUGAAAUACAGCCAUGGCUUGCCCCAAGAGGCUCAUCAAUUGGGAAGCACCAAAAGAUACGAGGGGGCUUAUCACAUAGUCGACCAGGUCGCAUAUCCUCUGACAGAACUUUCAGGAACACAUCAUGAGAGGGAUUUGGCGGGUCACACCAUAUUCUCACAGCUAACUCACCCAAAACGAACAAACCUGCCGGGAUAGGAGGUAGAAGGACGGAGCAGCGCCAGGCGAGGAAAUAGAGGACUGAAAAAUUUAUUUGUGUUCAUAUUACUAUUAAGGGAAACAUGCGUUUCCGGUCCUUACAAAAGUAUCAAAUCGCUAGCACCAGUGUGCUAUCAUCCUGCUCCCUCCUCGGGGUAGUUGCCGGCUCGAAC
Molecule: messenger RNA, 1406 nt
Organism: Podospora pseudopauciseta
Lineage: Eukaryota; Fungi; Ascomycota; Sordariomycetes; Sordariales; Podosporaceae
Gene: naa30
Product: N-alpha-acetyltransferase 30
Exons: 2
Coding region: 286-858 (190 amino acids)
Biological process (GO): N-terminal peptidyl-methionine acetylation
Cellular component (GO): NatC complex
Molecular function (GO): protein-N-terminal amino-acid acetyltransferase activity
Source: RefSeq, a predicted model, not a curated record